UAUUAUUGCGUGUAUACGGUACACAAUCGCAUCGCAGUGUGGUCUGCUAACGCCGUGAUGCAAGGCUAGGGAAGUUUCUGAAUUCCUGCCGAUUCUGAUGUGAAUAAACACUAAAUAUUUCAAUUUCCCAUAUUGAAAAUAAAUGGGCAGGAAUGGCGGAUGUACUAUCAACAACGGUCGAGCCCAGGCGCCAGAUCUCGAGUUUGAUCUCAAUUCUUCAGAUAGCAGAUUCUGGUUUUCCAACGGGAGCAUUCUCACAUAGUGUUGGCUUUGAGGCAGCCAUGAAGCAAGGUCAUAUCUAUGACCAACAGUCCUUCAAGAACUUCAUCGUUGGGGCGAUGGAAAAUGCAGGGUCAUUUAGUCUACCGUUCGUCAGAGCUGGAUAUGAGAUGAGUGAGAAUAUGACAGCAAUCAUCUCUUUGGAUCGUUAUUGUGAUGCCUGUAUUACCAAUCAUGUUGCUAGCAGGGCAAGCUCGCAACAGGGAAGAUCCCUCAUAUUAACAUCUAGUGAAACAUUUCCUGAUCAGAGGAUCAAAAACCUAAUGAACUCGAUUAGUGAACCUGGAAUGAAGGGCCACCAGGCAGUUAUGUUUGGCUGUCUGUGUGCCUAUUUAGACAUCCCUAUCGGAGACUGUUUAGAAGUGUUCAUCUUCAAUAUUCUCAAGAUCCUUUGUGCGAGCGUGGUGAAGCUGGGGCACAUUGGACCUUUACAGGCCCAAAGGAUUCAAUAUGAACAUCAAAAGAACAUUGCAAACAUUGUAGACAGGAAUCGUGAUCGAGGCGUUGAGGAGAGCUGUAUAUCUUUCCCACUUGUUGACAUUUUUCAGAAUACCCAUGAUACGCUCUUCUCAAGGCUGUUCUGCUCAUGAUGCCAUCGGAUGACCCAUGCUGCAGCUUAAGAUAAAUAGAUGGUCCAUGCUGCAUAUUUUUUUUGACCAUUUUGUAAACACAUUUCAGUUAUUAGCUGCUGUACAUUUAUGUGUGUUGUUUCUGAAAUAAAUAAGUUAUGAAGGUACAUGUAUUAAGAAAAAAGAUGUCCCGUGCUGCAACUUAAGAAAAAAUUUGGUCCAUGCUGCAUUUUUUUUGGCCAUUUUGUAAACACAUACAUUUCAGCUAUUAGCUGCUGUAUGUGUAUUGUUGUUUCUGAAAGUCAUGAAUAUAUUAAGAAAAAAGACGUUCCGUGCUGCUACUUCAGAAAAAAGAUGGUCUAUGCUGCAAAUUUAUUUGUUAAUUUUUGACCAUUUUGUAAACACAUACGUUUCAGCCAUUAGCUGCUGUAUGUGUAUUGUCGUUUCUGAAAUAAAUAAAUCAUGAAUGUAUUAAGAAAAAAAGAUGUCCCAUGCUGCAACUUAAGAAAAAAGAUGGUCCAUGCUGCAAUUUUUUUUUGACCAUUUUGUAAACACAUACAUUUCAGCUAUUGGCUGAUGUAUGUGUAUUGUCGUUUCUGAAAUAAAUAAAUCAUGAAUGUAUUAAGAAAAAUGUCCCAUGCUGCAACUUAAGAAAAAAAAGAUGGUCCAUGCUGCAUUUUUUUUUUUGACCAUCUUGUUAACACAUUUCAGUUAUUGGCUGCUGUAUGCAUAUUGUUGUUUCUGAAAUAUAUGUUUAAGAAAAAAGAUGACCCAUACUGCAACUUGAGACAAAAGCUGACCCAUACUGCAACUUGAGACAAAAGCUGACCCAUAUUGCAACUUGAGACAAAAGCUGACCCAUACUGCAAC
This is a messenger RNA of Lytechinus variegatus (green sea urchin), 1718 nucleotides long. Its product is annotated as urease accessory protein F-like. The coding region runs from base 153 to 869 and encodes 238 amino acids. The transcript has 7 exons. The record is from RefSeq and is a predicted model, not a curated record. NCBI's taxonomy places the organism in Eukaryota, Metazoa, Echinodermata, Echinoidea, Temnopleuroida, Toxopneustidae. Gene Ontology annotation, molecular function: nickel cation binding.